GCCUAGAUAUCUCUAUUUCCUCUCUUCAAACAAUAAAUUAAGUUAUAGGUACACUGUUGGUGGACUGUUUCAUAGUCUAGUGAAGAAAAGUCAAGCAAACAGGCGCCCCCCUCCCCAGAAAUCGUUGGUCCAGUGGUGAUGAUGAUGAUCAUGAUGGCCGAUGAGGAGAGAAAUAUUUCGGCUGCGACUGCAGACGACGCAAAAACAAGUCAAGAUGCGGCGAACACCACAGAUACGAACGAGUCACCAAAAGGACAGCAGGAUGAUCACCCUCCCUCCGUGGACAGCAUCAGUACAGCUACCAACAGCUCAGUAGGAGCAGCUACCCUGGACAGCACGGCUGGUACACAGCCGGAAGAGCUCAGGGGGCUGUGCAGGGACAUGUUUGAGAAGAUGACUCUGUACCUGAAUGGAGAGCUGACAGUUGUGUGUGAUGACUACAAGUUACUGGAGAGUAUGAACAAGGUGUCGGCUGCCAAGUAUGCUGAGAUGAGGGGCGUGGCAGCUGGAGUCAGCAAGGCCAUGAUAGACCUCAAUGAGAAAUAUGCCAGCCUGCAGCCAUAUCUGGACCAGAUAGACCAGAUAGAGGACAGUGUGGCUAGUCUGGAGCAGGCAGCCUACAGACUGGACGCUUACUCCAAGAGAUUAGAAGCCAAGUUCAAGCAGCUGGAGAAGAGAUGAGAGUUUGCUGACCGCUCUGCUGGUCAGUCCCGGGCAUCAUCAUUCCAGCCAACUGGACGUUGUAUGGAGAUAAAGAUGAACAUUGUUAUGUACCAGAUUAAUUCAGAAUUACAUAAAGUGUGGUAUGUAUUACAAUCUUGGAGUACAGAAUUGUGAGUCAAACUCUCAAAGAUGAAGAAGACUGGUUCUUCUUACUUGGACUGCAAACUGAGGUUUAGGUACAUGUCCAGAAUUGUGCCUGUACCAGGACAAUUCUAGAAAGUAACCUGUGGUCUUCAAUGUUGACAAGAACUGUAAAAGAAGGUGUAUUUGAACUUGGAGUUACCAGAAAUAAUUGACUGUUUAUUGAUGAUAAGUCAUGUCCUCUUUGUUUCUGUAAUUGUUAUUGUGUUACUUACAAUUAUACUUCUGGAAGAUUCUAGGGAGUAAAUGCAGAGAUUUAAAUAUACAAUUUGUCAAUCAAUGAGUAUGUGAAGCUAUUUCCAAUGUAUAUGAAACUGAACUAGUGUUACUGCACAGGUGUUAUUACUGUAUGGAC
This is a messenger RNA of Branchiostoma belcheri (Belcher's lancelet), 1219 nucleotides long. RefSeq names its product biogenesis of lysosome-related organelles complex 1 subunit 2-like. Gene Ontology annotation, biological process: endosomal transport; lysosome localization. Lineage: Eukaryota; Metazoa; Chordata; Leptocardii; Amphioxiformes; Branchiostomatidae. The coding region runs from base 139 to 681 and encodes 180 amino acids. The record is from RefSeq and is a predicted model, not a curated record. Gene Ontology annotation, cellular component: BORC complex; BLOC-1 complex; gamma-tubulin complex. The transcript has 5 exons. Gene Ontology annotation, molecular function: gamma-tubulin binding.